Sceloporus undulatus (fence lizard) is the source of this 1025-nucleotide messenger RNA. RefSeq names its product olfactory receptor 14A16-like. Lineage: Eukaryota; Metazoa; Chordata; Lepidosauria; Squamata; Phrynosomatidae. Gene Ontology annotation, biological process: G protein-coupled receptor signaling pathway. Bases 60 to 1025 code for a protein of 321 amino acids. The transcript has 2 exons. Gene Ontology annotation, cellular component: membrane. The record is from RefSeq and is a predicted model, not a curated record. Gene Ontology annotation, molecular function: olfactory receptor activity; odorant binding; G protein-coupled receptor activity.
CCUCAUCAGGACUAUAGGACAUAGUCUCGACAGAAUGUGAAGCUAUAUAGUACAGAAGGAUGAACAAUAACAUGAGCAAUUUUACUUCCGUAUCUACUUUUCUGCUGCUGGAAUUCUCAAAUGUCCGAGAGCUACAGAUUGUACAUUUCUUUGUAUUCCUAGCCUUAUACUUAAUCGCAAUAACAGGAAAUCUUCUCAUCAUCAUUGCAGUGACCCUUGAUCACCACCUACACACUCCCAUGUUCUUCUUUGUAUUAAAUUUGGCUAUGAUGGACAUUGGGACAAUUUCAGUUAUAGUACCUAAAUCAAUGGCAAUGUCCCUCACAAAUAACAGGUCAAUCUCUUUUUCUGGAUGUGUGGCUCAGGUUUUCUCUUAUAUGUUCUGUGUAUCAUCAGAUUUCUUUCUCUUGAUUAUAAUGGCCCAUGAUCGCUAUGUCGCAAUCUGCAACCCACUCCAGUAUGAGAGAAUUAUGCAUAAAGGAGCUUGCCUUCAGAUGGUAGUCAUUAUGUGGAUUACUAGUCUUUCCUAUGCCAUAUUACACACUGGUGGUACAUUUGCUAAUACUUUCUGUUCUAACAUGGUCAAUCAGUUUUUCUGUGAAGUCCCACAGUUAUUAAAACUCACCUGCUCUAAAACCUUUUUAGUUGAAGGGGGGCUUCUUAUACUAAGUUGUAUUAUAGGACUAGGAGGUUUUAUCUUCAUCAUCAUCACAUAUUUUCAGAUCUUUGCUGCAGUGCUUAGGAUUCCCUCUGUGCACGGACAGAAGAAAGCCCUAUCAACUUGUCUUCCCCACCUUGUAGUUGUCUCAGUGUUCACAUUCACUGGAGUCUUUGCUUAUGCAAAGCCUCCCAGUAAUAUUUCUUCUGGUCUGGAUUUAGCUUUUGCUGUGAUGUAUACCAUAAUCCCUUCCAUCCUGAAUCCAUUAAUCUAUGGCAUGAGAAACAAAGAACUGAAGACAGCAUUGCGGAAAUUGUUAGAUUUGGAGUUUUCCUCUAAAAUCAUCUUUAAACAUCUUCACAAUUAG